Messenger RNA from Prorocentrum cordatum, 510 nucleotides. Lineage: Eukaryota; Dinophyceae; Prorocentrales; Prorocentraceae. The record is from the annotation of a GenBank genome assembly.
AUGGUGCAGCCGUGCGACCCGUCGUCCGCGUUCUUCGGCUUCAUGGGGGUGACCUCGGCCAUCGUCUUCGCGAACUUCGGGGCGGCGUACGGCACCGCAAAGUCCGGCGUGGGCAUCUCCUCCAUGGGCAUCAUGCGCCCGGACUUGGUGGUGCGCUCCAUCAUCCCCGUGGUCAUGGCCGGCGUCCUCGGCAUUUACGGCCUGAUCACCGCCAUCAUCAUCAACGGCAAGAUGGCGCCGGCCGCAGGGUAUUCCGCCUACCUUGGGUACGCGCACCUCGCCGCUGGCCUCACGGUCGGCAUGAGCUCUCUCGCGGCGGGCCUGGCCAUCGGCAUCGUUGGUGACGCGGGCGUGCGCGCCAACGCCCAGCAGCAGCGCCUGUUCGUCGGCAUGAUCCUCAUCCUCAUCUUCGCCGAGGCCCUGGGUCUCUACGGCCUCAUCGUGGGCCUCGUGGUCGCGAACGCCAGCAUCGACCCCAGCAAGCCGCUGUGCACGCCGUACAACCAGUGA